This is a messenger RNA of Closterium sp. NIES-67, 1997 nucleotides long. Lineage: Eukaryota; Viridiplantae; Streptophyta; Zygnematophyceae; Desmidiales; Closteriaceae. The record is from the annotation of a GenBank genome assembly.
UAAACCACCCUCAUCGAGAACGUCUUUGUGAGACGGCGAUCUCGUUUUAGAUUCCUUACAGCAUGGCUACUCCUAAGCCUGCGCUUUUGGCGAUCUCCUUCACCUUGCUCGUCGCUUUCGCCAGCGCUGCGGCUCCUGCCGCCACUCCUGCAAAGGGCGCUCCUGCUACUCCUACUCCAGCUCCUGCGAAGAGCACUCCUGCGCCAUCCACUCCCUCUCCUUCCACCCCUGCACCUGUCGUCAUUCCUCCCGGCAAGGCCGCCAUCAACAGCCCCACUUUGAACGAGAAGCCCGACCAGAGCAGCAAGAAGGACGAUGGGCUCAUGACGCAAGUCCCCGCGGACAUCGCGAAGCAAGCCGCGACGGGCAAUGCGGCCGGCGUCACAUACGUCGACACGGCGCAGGAUUCCAUGUUCAUGGCCGAUGUUAAGAAGGCCGGCUGGAACGCGCAGAAAUGCCCGCCUGGACUUAACAAGGAGCGCGCGUCGGCGUGCACGCCCAAGAACUGCUCCCGGGGUGGAAUCCCCGCCAAGUGGAAGACUUCGUACCUGCAGAAGAGCAAGCUCGGUUACGAGCUGUACCAACCUGGUAACCCGCUGACGAUCACGAAGGCGAACCCCGCGUCGUGCUGUAACACGUGCGCCGGGAUGCCCCAGUGCACGUACUGGCAGUACAUCCCCGAUAUUACCAUCGACGGGAAGAAGGGCAAGGGCGCGUGCUUCCUCAUCCACGACAAAAUCGACUUUACCUGCGGAGAAAUGACGGCGCAGUAUUCGACGGAAACCAAGCCCGUGCCGCUGCAGGUGCGCAUCGGCGGCGAGUGCAACCCGCACCCGAAGGUCCUCAACGACCCGCAUCUGGUGGGAGCGCACGGCACGCACUUCGACUUCAACGGCCGCCCCGACAAGGCGUUCUGCCUGCUCACGGACCGCAACCUGCACGUGAACAUGCUGCUCCGCGGGUACUACGACGAGAGGACCGAGAACGCUGCGCUCGUGGUCGACGGAAAGGCGGUUCACACCUGGAUUAAGGAGCUCGGCAUUAUCUGGACCGCUGACGGCGCGGACCACAAGAUCCGCCUGGCGGCGCGCGGCGGAAAGCAACAGGAGCGCGGCGACGGAUUCAUGAAAUCCAUCGAGAUCGACGGCGAAGAAAUUCCCCGCAUGCAGCUCGGCGACGUGGUUACCAGCACGGGCGGGCUGACGAUCGAAUUCCACGCGCACGAGAAGGAGGGACCCUUCGACGUGGAUUACUACCUGCUGUCGAUCGAGGGCCUGGUUUCGUUCGACCUGAGGCUGCGUGUCGCACACCCCAAGCUGCAGACGCCGACCGACGCGGAGGUUCACCUGAAUCUCGGAAUCACGGAGCUCGAUCACACGGACGAGAUUCACGGCGUGCUGGGCCAGACGUACCGCGAAGAUCACGCCCAGCGCGCGGAGAAUUUCCAGCGGUUGAUUGCGACGCUGCACCACCCGAUUUCGGCGGAUGGUGGCGACGGAGCUGGGUUUCUGGAUGGUACACCCAGGUCGUACGAGGCGAGCGAUGUGCUUGCUGUGGAUUGCGCGUAUACCGCGUAUGCCCGUGCGCAGAAGGUUCAGCCUGUGGAGCAAUUCCAUUAUUAGUGUGCUCUUUUGGAGCACUCUGAGUGUAUUGUAUGGUGGGCUGAGCUGACUGUCGGAAUGGUGUUCUUGUUUCGUGUUGUUUCUGAUGGGCUGAAUGAUUCGCGUUUGCAUGGUGUGGUUGCUGUUGGGUUGUUCUGGAGGACUGAAUGGUGCGAUGGGCUGAAUGUUGUGGUUGGAUUGAAUUGUGUGAUUGAAUUGCAGCUUGGUGGGAUUGAUGGGUUGUACUCUAUAGUGGGCUGUUUGUAUUGUACGGUGGGCUGAACUUGAUGGCUUGUUGUUAGAACGCUCAUGCCUAAAUUCUUUCAUUGUUUGGUGGGGCUUAUAUUUCAUUAUUGUGGGCUGUUUCUCUCUGUUUCUACUCGCUAUAAGAAUUUU